Messenger RNA from Adineta steineri, 942 nucleotides. The record is from the annotation of a GenBank genome assembly. Lineage: Eukaryota; Metazoa; Rotifera; Eurotatoria; Adinetida; Adinetidae.
AUGUCAAGUAAUUUAAUUAAUGAUGAAAUUGUUCGUCUUCAAAAUAUUGGAAAAGUAUUUGAUGGUUAUAUAAUGUUUGUUCUUAUUAUUUUUGGAACAAUCGGUAAUUUAUUAAAUCUAUUUGUUUUUAUUCGUAUAAAAACCCUUCGACAAAUGUCGAAUUCAAUAUUUUUAAUUGGUUCAUUUCUUGGUAGUAUUGUAUCAUUAUGGUCAUCUCGUUAUCCUCGUAGUAUACUUAAUAUAACUGGUGUUGAUCCUCUUGUUGGUUCAAUAGUUUUUUGUAAAUUUCGAUGGUUAUUUGGUCGUUGGGGUCUUAAUAUGCCAUUUACAUGUGUAUGUUUAGCAAGUAUUGAUCGAUUUCUUAUGAUUUCGCGUCAAGUAUAUUAUCGUCGUUUAUUUUCAUUAAAACGAGCUUAUAUAAUGGUGAUUCUAUCAAGUAUUAUUUAUUUAAUUAUUUGUAUUCCAGAUGGAAUUUAUUAUUCAGGUUAUUUAUGUACAGCAUCAGUGAAUGAUCGUGUUUUAUAUAAACAAUUUAUUGCUUAUUUUAACUUAAUUGUUACAAAUAUUUUAUCAAUGAUUAUUCUUGGUACAUUUAGUAUUCUUACAUGGUAUAAUCUUAGAUCAACAAGACAAAAUAGACAAAUUAAUCAUCUUCAACAACAAGUUAAUCGAAUGAUGAUUGCUGAAUUUGCUUUAGCAUUUCUAACUACUUUACCUAAUUUUGUUUAUAAUAUAUAUUUACAAAUUACACAAUCAAUCAUUAAAUCUCAAUUAAGAUUGGCACAAGAAUCACUUUUAUAUAUUAUUGUAUCUCGUCCAUAUAGACGAAAUGUACGAACAGCAUUUUGUUUUAAACAACAAAAUCAAGUUACAUUACAUCAAACACAAUUACAACGUGAUACAACAAUUCAAACUUUUCGUAAUAUGAUUACUCGUUUAUAA